AUGGCGCACGAAGCGCCGAGUGUCCAUCGCCACCGGCGGCGACGCCACCGCAGCCGCAGCCACAGCCACAGCCACAGCGCCCGCGCGUCCUCCCACCGUCACGCACACCGCGAGCACUCUCGAUCGCAUCACGCGUCGUCACCGCACAGCUCGUCGAGCAGCGCGUCCCGCUCGAGAUCGCGUUCCCGCGAACGCCGUCGCACGUCCAAAUCCCGCGACAAGCGCCGCAAGAAACGGUCCAAAGCAGAGCGUCACCGCUCGCGCUCGUACUCGCGCUCUGCGUCGCGCAGUCGCUCUCCGGACCGGCCGAGCAGCAGUUCGAAGAAGAAAAAGAAGGAGAAACGGAAGGGCCACAAGAGUUCCAGGAAGAGCAGCAGAAGGAGCCGAAGUAGGAGCGAAGUGAGGGCACUGACAGUGGGGCGCAAACGGUCCAAGUCAACCGACGAAGAGGAGGAGCAGCAACAGCAGCAGUCGAAUGGACAGACUCGUGUCGAGGACGUGGAGUCUACAAGUGAAGCCACUGCAGCUGCUGCUGUGGCAGCUCCCGUUGCACCUGUUGAUAGCCAGACGGCUGUCGAUGAAAAGACUGUUGGCUCGAACUCGGAAGAGAAGACGGAUGGUGUAGUGUCUGUGACUGCUACACCGGUGAUGAGUGGAGGUGUCUCAUUGAAGAAGUUCAAGUUUGGCGGCAUCUCGUUCAAGCCUGGCAAUAUAACAACGCAAAAGAGCCGAAGCACUGUGCAGAAACCCGCGAGCUUUUUUCGUGCGUUGGACGAAGGCAGCGAUGAGGCCACAGGUGGAGACAAUGGUAUUGCAACCGAAGAGAUAAGUGAAGCGCUGUGCGAGAAAGAGCGUAAGCAAAAGAAAGACGAGCAAGCAAAGUUCUUGGCGGAAGAAGAUGCAGUGCCGAAGCAGCUGGCAUUGUGGACGCCAGAAGACGAAGAGAAAGGUGAGACGCUGGAAGAGCGAAAAAGACGCAAAGAGGCGGAAGCGCAGCAGCGUGAACGCGUCCAACAGGUUGUAAAGGAGAUUGACCCGUUGGAUGCCUAUAUGGCUGGCCUCGUCGAUGAGGCAGCUAUAAACCAGUCUCGCGCGAAUCCUGCUGCUAAUGUGAUUUCGCAGUCCGAGAUCGAGGCGAAGGGAAAAAUCAAUAUUUAUGGCACAUUUUUGCCCUUAGACGCACCCGAGAAGUCGAACGUAGCUGUGUCGUUGCCGUCGAAGGAUUCUCAAGCAGACAGUAGCACAGUAAUGGAAACGUCCGAAGAACGUGAAGCUCGAGAGGAGCGUGAACUGUCGGAGUUUAUGCGAGCGAUCAAAGAAAAACGUGAACACGAAGAAAAAAAGGCUGCUAAGUCAACAGCGAAGACGAGUGCACGGAACGGAGUGGGAGCAGAAUCUGAAGAAGGUCCGAUGCUGAAAAAAGAUGAUACGGGGCGGAUUUAUCAAGGCUUUGAAGAGGAUGUGUUUGGUGAAGACUCGAAGCUGGUAGAACAAAAGUCUGCGCUGGAAAUUUUGCAAGAACAGCAAAAAAAGAAAGAGAUAAAGCCCGUGGAUCACACGAAGAUAACUUACCUUCCGCUGCAAAAGAAGUUAUAUGUCGUUCCCAAGGAAAUCAAGGACUUGUCAGAGGAAGAGGUGGCGGUACAACGCAAGGAAUCUGAGAUAAAGAUUCGCGGCAAGAAUUGUCCACGUCCGUUGCAAAAGUGGAUUCAAUGUGGCUUUAGCGUCCGGAUGCUUCAGCUUAUCAAGAAGCAUGGUUACGAAGAUCCGUUUGCGAUUCAGAAGCAGGCUCUGCCUGCCAUCAUGUCAGGGCGUGAUGUGAUCGGCAUUGCCAAGACAGGUUCAGGAAAGACGUUGGCAUUUCUCCUUCCCAUGUUUCGCCAUAUUCUUGCUCAGCCUCCUUUGCAAGAAAGCGAAGGUCCGAUAGGAAUCGUCAUGGCGCCCGCUCGAGAGCUUGCGCAGCAGAUUUAUGUUGAAGCUCGGAAAUUCUCGAAGGGUCUCGGCUUGCGUGCUACUGCAGUGUACGGGGGAUCCUCUGUUUCUGAGCAGAUUGCUAACUUGAAGCGUGGGUCAGAUAUUGUGAUCUGUACACCAGGACGCAUGAUCGACAUUCUUUGCAUGAGCGCUGGCAAGAUGGUCUCGCUCCAACGUGUGACGUACGUGGUGCUGGACGAAGCUGACCGCAUGUUUGAUAUGGGUUUCGAGCCGCAGAUCACGAAAAUCAUGAUGAACAUCCGGCCAGACCGACAAACGUUGCUAUUCUCAGCAACGUUUCCCCGCUCUGUGGAAUCACUGGCGCGGAAAGUGUUGCGAAAGCCCGUGGAAAUUACAGUCGGUACACGCAGCACGGCUUCCGGCGACAUCACACAAUACGUCGAGGUUCGCGAAGAAGAUGACAAGUUUAUGCGACUGCUGCAGCUUCUCGGUUUGUGGUACGAGAAGGGCAACAUCCUUGUGUUUGUGAACAAGCAGCAGGCGUGCGACCAGAUUUUCCAAGAUCUGAUGAAAGCGGGAUACCCGGCACUCUCGUUGCAUGGUGGAAAAGAUCAAGUAGAUCGGGACUACACUAUCGAUGAUUUCAAACGAAAGGUGCGGACCGUGAUGGUGGCGACAUCUGUCGCUGGUAGAGGUCUUGACGUGAAAGAUCUGGUUCUUGUCAUCAAUUACCACUGUCCCAAUCACAUGGAAGACUAUGUUCAUCGUGUGGGACGGACUGGGCGAGCGGGCCGCAAGGGCACAGCCUACACGUUUAUUUCCCCGGACGAGGAAGAGUAUUCAGUCGAUCUUGUGAGAGCCUUGGAAAAUGCCAAGCAGAUCAUUCCGCCGGAACUGUCAGCACUUGCAGAAGAAUUCAAAGCAAAGGUAGCACGUGGAGAAGCGAGAUACCACGGCAGUGGCUUCAAAGGCAAAGGCUUCACGUUUGACGAAACUGAAAGAAACGAGACCCAGCGCACAGCGGACCUUCAGAGACGUCAGUAUGAACUGGACCAGGGUAUUCUGAUUGAGGAAUCCGGUGCCGCUGACGAUGACGAUGCGGAUGAGUCGAGCAAGGACCAAACUGGCAUUGCGGCUGACAACAAGCAAUCUGCUCAUGCCGGUCUGAAGUCGAUACCUGUCGAUAGCAAAGCGAUGUCAGCUUUCAUCAAGGCGCAGAAGAUCAUCCAGAAUCUGUAUUUGCAGUACAAGGGAAAUGGCGAUGGCAGUGCUGGAGAGAACCACUUUGUCGAAGAGCUAGAGAUUAACGACUACCCCCAGCAGGCACGCUGGAGAGUCACCCAGAAGGAGGCCAGUGACUCGGUUGCAGAGCUCACUGGAGCAGCUGUCAUCACAAGGGGAUCGUACAUACCAGCUGGCCGCAAGCCCAACCCGUCCGAACGAAAAUUAUACUUGGCGAUUGAGGGAUCCACACAAUCUUCUGUGAUUGAGGCGAGACGAGAACUGCAACGCAUCUUGGAUGAAACCACGAUGCAAGUCGGUCUAAGCGGCGACAAAUAUGGAAAGUAUAGUCUGUAA
Hyaloperonospora brassicae is the source of this 3513-nucleotide messenger RNA. The record is from the annotation of a GenBank genome assembly. Lineage: Eukaryota; Oomycota; Peronosporomycetes; Peronosporales; Peronosporaceae.